This is a messenger RNA of Haliotis rufescens (red abalone), 4502 nucleotides long. RefSeq names its product tubulin monoglutamylase TTLL4-like. Gene Ontology annotation, biological process: microtubule cytoskeleton organization; protein polyglutamylation. The transcript is spliced from 18 exons. NCBI's taxonomy places the organism in Eukaryota, Metazoa, Mollusca, Gastropoda, Lepetellida, Haliotidae. The record is from RefSeq and is a predicted model, not a curated record. Gene Ontology annotation, cellular component: cilium. Gene Ontology annotation, molecular function: tubulin binding; tubulin-glutamic acid ligase activity. Bases 236 to 3574 code for a protein of 1112 amino acids.
UUUUCAUUGGUUACAUUCUCAAGUCCCCUGUGUUUCUUAGCAUCUGCUGUUGUUUGUCAAUGGAGGAUCGAUGGAUGUAGGUGCGAACCGGGGGUUUUCAAUGGGAGAAAAUGAGUUGAAUAAUCAGAAACAGGGCCAUCCUACAUUGAAGUAAUCAUUCAGUAAGCAAGCAGACCGAAAUGAUGGGCAGAUGACACCAUGAUGUUACUUUAGGAAAUAAUUUUUACAACACAAAAUGGGUGACAGUGAGUUGAAUCUGAGCAAGCUAACCGCUAGCUUAGAGGAGCUGUCACUACGAAAACAGCUGCCUCUUAGGCAACAAGCUCAGAAACCUGUGCUCAAAUAUAACACAACGAUUACAAAGCCUGUCCAUCUAUUCAGCCAGUCUGAUGUUGUCUCCCUGAGAAGAGAGCGACAACGAGAAAGUUCACCAUCACCACCAUCCCGACAGGCAGCUGUUAACGGUGCUCUUCAAAGUCGCAGAUCCAAUCAUAGUCUAUCACCAGUUCGCUCCAAUGCUUCGUCAGUGUCCUCCAAUAGUUGUGCACAAGUACAGCAAGCUAAACCAAAUGGAAACCCGUAUGCACGUCCGGUUAGUGCAAAAGAGGUUGCUGAAGAUAUCCUUGGCCAUACUGUUAAGAAGAAUCCAAGCACAUCAUCAGUCUCCAGCAUCAGUAAUGCCAGCAAUGGAGUGUUGCAGCUGAAUUCCUUCAUGAGACCACAGAGUGCUGCCAUGAAAGAGAAGUUUGAUCAAGCCACUAAAAAAGCGACGUCGGCUAGAAAAAACAAACAAAAACUUGAGAAAACAGCUGCAACAGAGAUUUUUCAUGAUCUUAACAGAAAUGAAGUUCAUUUAGAAAAUGGUUAUGAUUUGAAAUCCGGGUUACAAAAUGGACAUGACAAGCUGUUAAAAAAACCUCCCGUCGGAAAACAAGAUGUUCGCGGACACAAGUCAGGUCAUGCAACUGAAAUUAAAAAGGUCAGAAAUUUGAAUUACACACCAACCAGACCUUAUAGUGAGGUGAGCGACACAGAUUCUGAUAGCCCAAAAGAUUCAGACAACAAGCCAAGUAGUCGUAGUGUUAUUAUUUCUCAUGCCAAAGCAAGCUCUCCUACCAGAUCUGUUCCCCCGCAAACGGUUCCGGUAGCUUUGAAGCCUACCCUGUCAAACAAACACUCCAGCAGAUCUCCGCAAAGUUUGACAGCGACAACAACAAUGAACUCAGACAUGAGUACUUUGGGGAGUGCCAAUGGGAGGAAAAUGCCUGUAACUAAUACUGUGACUGGAACAGUUUAUUAUAAAAAGGGGUCCAAAGCAGAAGAAAUUAUUCAUGAGCAGAGACCAAAAGCAGAUGGUGCUCCUGCUGUCCCGAAGAAGAUCACGGAGAAAGAUGCGGAGGAGGAAGACGGAGAAGACGAGUACGAGGAUGAAGGUGAAUCGGACAUCUGUUCACCAUCAGGUGAACGUCUUCCCGGUGAUGGUGAAGCAAGCUACGAUGAUGAUCUUGACGAAGAAGAUGACGGUAUUGAUGGGCUUGACGACGACUGCGUGGGCUCCGACAUUGAAGGGGAAUCUGAUGGCUUCUCGGUUGCCAGCAGCCUAUCAAGACAUUCAACUCGCAGUUUCCGUUCAAACAAACGUCCCACAACCAGCCUCACCUCAAAUAGACCAGCCCAUGUGUCCGAGGAACGACAGAAGACGUUUCUCCGUCCAGUCACAGCCUCAACAAGUGAUUCCCAACCGAAGCCUGCUCUUCGACCGUCCCUCUUUCCUAACAUCCCUCCAACCAUCAACUUUGUGUCUGAAGGAGAGAAAGUUGAACAACUGCCCUGGGAUAUCAGAAAGCUGCUCAAGUGGCGGAUGAGCCCCAUCACACCUAAUAUUGUCAAGUCAGCACUUUCCAGGAUCGGCUUUCGAAUAACAAAAAAAAACCAUGACUGGUUGGGAUGUUUUGGGAAGCAUAUGAAAUCUCAGGGAUUCAAGGCCAUCCGAGAAUAUCAGAAAUUGAACCAUUUCCCCGGCUCUUUCCAAAUCGGCCGCAAGGACAGACUAUGGAGGAAUCUCUCCAAGAUGCAGGUGCAUUUCGGCAAGAGGGAGUUCGGCUUCUUCCCACAGACCUACGUGCUGCCACAGGAUCUGAAGCUGCUGAAGAGGGCUUGGGAGGAUGGGGGCAGCAAACAGAAGUGGAUCAUCAAACCGCCUGCAUCAGCGCGUGGCAUCGGCAUCAAGGUGAUACACAAGUGGACGCAGAUCCCCCGCCGGCGGCCGGUCAUAGUGCAGAGAUAUUUGGGAAGACCAUACCUGAUCAACGACAGCAAGUUCGACAUGCGUGUAUAUGUGUAUGUCAGCUGCUAUGAUCCACUCAGAAUCUACAUAUUUGAAGAUGGCCUCGCACGAUUCGCUUCUUGCAAGUACUCUUCCUCCAUGAAGUCGCUGAGCAACAAGUUCAUGCAUCUCACCAACUACAGCGUCAACAAGAAGAACACGGAAUACGUCAGCAACGCUGAUGACUCCGUGUGCCAGGGUCACAAGUGGAGUCUGAAGGCGCUGUGGAACUACCUGAAGAGACAGGGGAUCAACACGGUGGGGAUCUGGGACAGCGUCAAGGACCUGGUGGUCAAGACCAUCAUCAGCUCAGAAGCGCCUAUCAACAGCAUGAUCAAGUCGAAUGUGCGGAGUCGAUACUGUGUCCACGAGCUGUUUGGUUUUGACAUCCUGCUUGAUGAUCACCUCAAGCCCUGGAUCCUGGAGGUCAACAUCUCCCCCAGCCUGCACUCCAACUCACAGUUAGAUGUCAACAUCAAGGGGCAGAUGAUCAAGGACUUGAUGAACAUUGCCGGCUUCCGGGUCCCGGACAAGACGGACAUCACGCACGUCAAUUCCAGCGCUUCCUGCGACUUGAGCGCCCAUGUCCCCUCAAGUGACUACUGCAUGGACAAGAGGCUGUACUCGCAGCAGUUCGCCCCGGACGAGCGGACCAAGCAUGCCUACUACUGUCAGAGACACCAGGAUGAGCAAGCAAUGCAGACUAUCAUGGACACUCUGACGCCCAAUGAUGUGCGAACUCUGACGGAAUGCAUCGACGAGGACAGUCGGAAGGGAGGGUACCAGCGGAUUUUCCCCACUCCGUCGACUCACAAGUACCUGCGCCUGUUUGAGCAGCCUCGCUACAACAACCUCCUGCUUGACCAGUGGGUUCAGAGAUUCAACCGCAUGGAACAGAGAGGUAUCGCCAUGCUGCAGGCAUUUUGCGGGGAGGGACUCCAUCUAGAGAACCCCACGGACAGUCCCAGUCAUCAGUGGAACCCGCCAAAUUCCUCCAUUAUGACGUUCCGCGACUCCCGCAUGUACAGCGCUCCGGCAACAAAGAACGACAAACUGGAAAGCAAUCUAAAACUGAGUGCCUCCACAUCACAGCUUCCCAAGGUGCCUCGGAGGGGGCCACGCCCCCUCCCCCCACGAUCUCUCUCCCAGACCAGUAGCACGUCCUCCCUGGGCCCCGCCUUCACCCCAGGCUCUACCCAGCCCUCAUCGCCAGCCACCCGACCAGGCCAACCUCAGUCAACCAGGUGACAUAAUAUCCGUCUACCCCCUCUCAAAGAUAUCUUCAACGGAAGAGAGCCUAUGUUUGCAUCCAGGCGCUACCAGCGCCACAACCUUCAGCAGCCUCUUCCCCAUCGUCUCGCUCGAACAACUCGAUCAGCAAAGAAGCGAAGGCCAAAUGACCUUCUUUCCAAGUCGGAUCAGUUUUUCUUGUCAUAAGCUCAUCGUCAUCCACAAAAUCAUGUUUUGUUCACUUAUCUUCAUUGUUGGGUCAAAGCUUACUGAUCAGGUCCAGUGUCUUAGGAUCUUAACAUAAACUGAUUGUCAGGGCCACUAAGCUUGUUUAGUGAAACAGAACCCUUAGCAAGAUGGAAGGACCAUGUUUCAAGAUCAUAUCAGUGCUUGUAAUUGACCUUAUUCUGUCAAAGAUGCAUACAUUUUAAUUGAUUUUACACUUUAUAGUGUAUAGCAACUAUAAGUUUUCAAAAACAUUUUAAAAAUAUUUUUAACUUGUCCCGCAAUUAAUUAUAGAUAGCUUGGACUUUAAAAAAAAUUGGACUUUUUUAAGUUCAUUUGUAACAUAGUUUUAAGCAUUUCAGGGUUCACUCAAAGUUUAUCAUGAUCUCAGUUAAAGUGACGAUAUUUUUUCAAAACACUAAACAUAUCAAUACCUGUCUCAUUCCUGAUUUUGUUCUAAGAAUAUAUUUUAAAUGUAUAUUUGUAAGAGAAUUCAUGCAUAAUAUGCGAAAUGUUAUUCCAUGCUUUGCUGUGUGAUACAGACACAAUGAUGCCUUUGAAUUGUAUUUGCCAAAAAGUUACGUCUCUCCGUCGAUGUAUGUAAGAAUGUGAGUGUUUGUUUAUUAAACCAAGAUGUGGUUCAAUCUCAUUAAAAUCAGAUCUUAGUUCUCGCUACCGCAAAACAAAGAUCUGAAGACAUCCCAUUUGGGGUCACGUCAGA